Messenger RNA from Anoplophora glabripennis (Asian longhorned beetle), 2089 nucleotides. RefSeq names its product peptide-N(4)-(N-acetyl-beta-glucosaminyl)asparagine amidase. Gene Ontology annotation, molecular function: peptide-N4-(N-acetyl-beta-glucosaminyl)asparagine amidase activity. Lineage: Eukaryota; Metazoa; Arthropoda; Insecta; Coleoptera; Cerambycidae. The transcript has 10 exons. The record is from RefSeq and is a predicted model, not a curated record. Gene Ontology annotation, biological process: protein quality control for misfolded or incompletely synthesized proteins; protein deglycosylation; glycoprotein catabolic process. Bases 171 to 2048 code for a protein of 625 amino acids. Gene Ontology annotation, cellular component: cytoplasm; nucleus; cytosol.
UGCUUUGUGAUCGUUUGGUGACGGUAGAAAGAUAAGAAAAUAAGUUUGUGACUUGUAAUUUUUUAAUUGUAAUCGUGUCAUUCAUUUAUUAAAAAGUUCUGUAUGGGUGCAGGUAGUUUCAUAAAUUUGUAGAUUUCGUUAAUAACUUUGGUGAGACGACAAAAUUUAUAAUGGAUGUAGAUGAAAUAUUACAGAAAAUAGUUCGUGAAAAUUCAAAAAGUGUGUCAGAUGAAGCUCUUAGACUACUGUGUAAAAUAGUAGAAAAUAUUUUAAAAGAUCCAUCAAACAUAAAAUUAAGGACGUUACAGAAGAAUAAUGUUACAGUAUCUAAAAAAAUAUUACCUGUAAAAGGUGCAUUGGAAUUUCUUAAACUUAUGGGUUUUCAAGAGCAAAAAACGUAUUUUGUCCUGCCGGCCAGCUUGUCCCUUACCACUCUGGAGAAGUUUAAGACAAGUAUUGUGAAGUGGAGAAAAUUGGAGGAAAAUAAUGCAUCAAACUCAAUGGAUGUUCAGAACAAUUCAAGUAAUGAAAAAUCAGAAGCAAUCAUUAAGAAAAUUCAUCUUCCUCCAUUAGUUUUGACUUACAGCAAUCCUCUUUUAAGGAGAGUAGAAAUAUUUUUCCAUAAUGUCUUACAGUACGAAGAUAAGGAGGUUCAACAAAGGGCCUUAAAACUGGUACCUUUAGCAACACUAGAAGAAAAUGCUCAAAACAGAUUAAGGCAUAUUCAAGAACAUAUUAAAAAAAACAAAGGGGAAGACCCGGAAAUCUCGAUACAGGACACUCUCCUUUUAGAGUUGUUGCAAUGGUUUAAGGAGGAUUUUUUUUCUUGGGUAGACAGUCCAGAGUGUUCUUCAUGUGGUGAGAAAACUGUCUUCUCGCAUAUGAGUACCGAUUCAAGUGUGUUAGUUUAUACCGACAGAGUCGAACUUCAUAGAUGCGAUACUUGCCACAAAUUUACGCCAUUUCCACGAUAUGAUGACGUAAAUAUCCUGCUGGAAACACGUAGAGGUAGAUGUGGUGAAUGGGCAAAUACCUUUACACUGUUCUGUAGAGCCAUGGGCUGGGAUGCUAGAUUUGUAGUUGAGGAAGGAGAUCAUGUUUGGACAGAAGUUUAUUCGAUCGCUCAGAAACGGUGGCUUCACUGCGAUCCCUGUGAAAAUAUUUGUGAUACUCCCUUAGUGUACGAAACUGGUUGGAAGAAGCAAAUUUCAUAUGUAAUAGCUUACUCGGCAGAGGAAGUUCAAGACGUUACUUGGAGGUAUUGUACAAAUCACAAAGAGGUUUUGAAAAGACGGAAACAGUGUCCCGAAACUGAGCUUUUAAAUGCUUUGAGUGGACUUACGUCAAAACGACAGAAGGACUUCUCAGAUUCCAGAAAGAAAUAUUUAGCAAAGAGGCUAUUAAGUGAGCUCAUUGAAUUUUUGACUGAAAAAAAACCAAAUGAUGAUGAUUGUAAGGGCAGAUCUUCAGGAGCAGCCUCUUGGAGGCUAGCCCGAGGUGAGAUACAAGAUGUCGAAGACCCUUUAUAUGUGUGGCAAAUAAAGGAGGAUGACAUCCUCGACAAUAGUAUAACCAUCAGAUAUUCUCCGUCCCUGGACAAAUAUGAGUACAUUUCAGGUGGCACAAUAAUCAGGGAAGUUGAAAAGUGGAACAAUGGAGUUUUUAAGUGUUCAGGUGUAUUCAGGAAAGAAGAAAUGGACUGGAAAAUGGUAUAUCUUUGUAGGAAAGAGGGUCGGGAGUCGGGCAAUAUUUCCUGGAGGAUAGAACUGUUAAAUUCUUCCAAGUCUAUAGAUAGUGUUUCGUUAGAUUUCCAAUAUAAAACUUAUGAAAAUGGUGUUGUAAACACUAAAAUGUCUUCCGACGACAAAGUUGUUGCAAUAAACAAUGGUUGUGAAAAUACUAAAGAGUUCUAUGGAUCACAAGUGCUAAGUAUAUCUGCUUCCCUUUCUGGAGGGAAAGGUGAUGUAUCAUGGCAACAUGCCCAGUUGUUUAGACAAUCCAUUGAUAGCGAAGACUUUCCAUUUUCCUUAAAAAUAAUAUUUAAGUAAAAAGGCCUUAACAAAUAUGUAUUAUAUGUAAAAAAUAAAGA